UUUAGAGUCACCUUUUGCUCCACAGCAUUUCACGCUGGAACGACUUUGCAUGCUAAAUUCGUAUUGAGUUUUAUUACCGUGUAACAAGGACGUGUUUUGCUAGUUAACGUCAGCUGUCAAUCGGCCAUCUUUCUUCCUUGCAGUCAAAACAAACCGUUCGUGUUAACGCCGCCGUUUGCCGAUAGAUGGCGCGGUCACAGCGCUGUGGUUAAAAAGAGAAGGUGUUAUACGGCCGUAACGAAGUGCCUGAAUAGAAUAGACGAGCCCAACAAAUGGUUCCGGUUUAGUGUUGAGAAACCUCCGCGCGGGAAGGUUGUGUCGCGCGCUUUAACCACGCGGCGUGCGUGAUCCAAAAUAAAUACCCAUCUGUCCAAAUAUUGUGCAAGUUUUUUUAUUGUUUCCCUAAACAAGGAUGCGUGUGUGUGUAUGACCUAAAAGUGACAAGUUUAUUUUGUGUUUUCAAGUGCUAGUGUUUUGUUUUUGUUUAGUUCUGGAUUUAUUGGAGUUGCGAGUCUGCAGACGGAUUUGUAAAAGCACCCACAAUGGCGCGAUGACGUGAACAAUGCUGCUGCAACAGGCCUCUCCGUCGCCUGGACCCAGCGGCACCAGCUCCCCCCACCCCUCACCCCGCCCAAGCAUCCCCCGCUCCCCCCUAAGCGAUGCAAGCCCCAGGGCCAGCCCCAAGUUUGCGAGUCCUACGUUGGGUGCCAAAUUCGGGAGCCCCACGCUGGGCGCCAGUCCUAAGUUUGGGAGCCCGAAGUUCAAGAGGACGGCGGUUGAAGAUGAAGCGGCGUUGGAGAGGAUACAAGCGGAGUUGAAGGAAGGAUGGAGCGUGCAUACUGGGAGAGAGGGGAGACUGUAUUAUUGCAACCACAUCACGCAGACGGCAAGCUGGCUGCCUCCAGUAGAGAGCUGGCCCAGCUCCAGAGAUGGCAGUAGAAGCAGUCAGGAACCAGAAGAAGAAGAUCUACCAUAUGGGUGGGAGCAAGCGUUGGAUAGUCGGGGGAAGCCUUAUUACAUCAACCAUGUGAACAAGACGACAACGUACGUGUCACCCGAGGGUUGCUCCUGCGAAUCCCCACCCGCGCCGCGUGACGUCACACUUGAAAGGGACCCGGAGUUGGGCUUCGGGUUCGUAGCGGGCUCGGAGCGGCCCGUACUUGUUCGCUUCGUCACAGACAACUCGCCCAGCGUUGGAAAGUUGGAGCCCGGCGACCAGAUCCUGUGCGUGAACGGCGCGGACGUGUCGUCGGCCGCGCGGGAGCACGUGAUAGCGGCCGUGCGCGCGUGCGCCGAGCGCGUCACGCUGCGCGUGUGCCAGCCCGCGCGCGCCGGCAACCCCGCGCGCCGCUCGGCGCUACUGUCGCACGCUAAACGCGCCAGGUUGAGAGCUCGUCCUCCUCGAGUCCGAUUUGCGGAUUCUGUGCAGCUAAAUGGAGCCCCCAUGUACCCUCCUUCAGCCUUCUCUCUCGGCGACCUCUGCCUUCCCCCCAUGGCCAACGUCCUCAAAGUAUUCCUCGAGAACGGACAGACCAAAUCCUUCAAAUACGACACAACGACCACAGUUGCUGAUGUUGUGACCAGUUUGAAGGAUAAACUGUGUAUAGUAGCUGAAGAACACUUUAGUCUGGUGGUGGAACAUGUGAAGAGUGUGAGGAGAAAUAAGCUGACGCUUUUGGAUCCUAAGGAGUCUUUAGCUAGAAUCGCGUCUCGCCCCGGCUCGCACAAGAUGCGUUGUCUGUUCCGGGUGGUGUUCAUGCCGACGUCGGCGGCCGAGCUGGCACAGAGAGAUCUAGAGGCGUUGGACUACUUGUACAUGCAGUGCUGCAACGACGUGGCCCAGGAGCGGUUCUCGCCGGAGCUGGCGGCCGACGCGGCGCUGCGCCUGGCCGCGCUGCACGCGCACCAGCUCGCGCUCGCGCACGGCCUGGCGCCCGCCAAGCUCUCCGUCAAGGCCGUCGAAAGAGAAUUCGGUCUCGAACGCUUCGUACCAAGUGGUCUACUAGAAAGUAUGAAGCGGAAAGAAAUUCGACGGCUCAUCGGACACUUCCUCAAACUGAACUCACAGAUGACGGGGAGCCAACGACAGUUAACGCAGUUACAGGCGAAGCUCCACUACUUGGACAUCGUAGCUGGUCUUCCGAGCUACGGCGCCAAGUGCUUCGGAAGCACCAGACCGGAACGCGUACUUCUAGUAUCUCCACGCUUUGGCCUGAGUCAGAUUAUCUCUCGUGCUAACCCUGGGCCUCAACCAAUAGCUUCUCUGGAAGAAGUGGAAGGUGUCCGCGUGAAGCGCGCGGCUGCGGGCGGCGCCGACGUGGCGGUGUUCCUCGCGCGGGACCGCGUGCUGGCGCUGCUCAUGGACGAGCGCGACGCGCUGGAGAUGCCGCUGGUCAUCGCCGGAUAUUACCGUUUGGCUACGGGCAAAGAACUGAACGUGGAACUGGAGAGAGAACCAAUCACAGAGGACAUAGCUCCACCUUACCUCUCACAACAUCAUGUGGUACCAACGAAAUGGAGUUACCUUCAUUACGACGAUCCGGUCGUUCUCACGAAGAAACACUUCGCGAUAUUCACGAUGCCUCCUCCAUACCAUUCCACGCCCGACCAGGCUAAAGCGAGCCUAGAUACCAACAUGAAUUCCAGCCUUACCAACAAAAAUCAUAGUAACAACUCCAGUCCGUUAACAGGCUACGAUUCGAAGCCAGGAUUGUUAGGCCAUGACGUCCAUUUCGAGAAAUGCAAGAGAAAUGAUGACUUCAGACUUUUCGAUCCAAACGAUGCCUGCUAUUUGGACGACGGGAUGGGUUUCGACCUUCAAAGCGUUCUAUCCAUGGAACUCUUAGAGAAUGCGAGUAACAACCCGAGGCUUGUUGAAGCUAAAAACGAAGAAGUGCUGCGAAGAGUCGCCGAAAUGCAGAAAUUAGUUGAGAAUUCUGAACAGUAUUUGACUGAAAACUGUGAUGUGUAUAAUGAAGAUGCAUUUAGUAAUGGAAUGUUGAGAGACGAACUAGUUGGGAAAGAGACUAAUGUAGACCAGUUGGAGAGUGAUACUGAAUCUAAUAAUAGUAGAAUGUCCGCGACAGAUGAUGCGCCAGGAAUUCUUAAACAUAGCGAUUCUUUACUACUUUUAACGGAGACUAUUAACCAAGGACUUUCCGGUUUAAGUAUACCUGACGUGCAAAAGGACGAUCUUACGAGACGACAAUCGCAAGGUCUCAGCGCUAUACUCAAUAACUGUGGACUCACAGACGCCUUGAUAGCUUUAAACAAUGAUCUCUCCCAUUCAGAAAGUGAUAAUGAUUCUCUUUACACACCAACCAAUAGUCCUAUACGUAAGCAUCAGAAAGCUACGAAUAAAGUAGUGAGAACGAGCUUCGGUUUACAUAGUCCUGAUUCGACUCUAGACAAUAAAGAGUCAAAUUUAAAGGAGUAUUUGAAACAGCUUAGAGAGAAGAGUAGUAAAGAGGAAGAGAAAGCUAACUUCCCUUAUUAUGAAGAAACUAGCGUCGAUAACGAUGCGGAGCUUAUAGACUUAACCUUGAUCCCACCCCCACAAACGCCUGAUGAAUUAGACUGUGCGACGCAAGUGCCUCAAAUAUUACCAGUCGUGCCACCGUCCUUCGCGGACGAGAAGAAAAACUCUCUAGAAAAUUUAAACGAAACACCUAAGAAAGGUGAUAUAGAAGAAUUCAUAGCGAAUGUAACUGUGCAGCCUCCUACUGUAAGAGUCACUCCUGCAAUUGAGCUUACACCUGAGGAAAUCAUGUCUUAUAUUAUUCCUCCACCGCCGGGAUCAAAUUCCUCAACUUUAGAUAGAGAACAAGUUAGCUACGUCAACCAUAGUCAGAUAAUGGAAGCGAAACAACAGAACCAUAAAGAUGCCAAAGCAAAUGGUGAAGUAGUUAAAGGAACGCUCAGUGUCAGUGAAAUAAGAAAUAUGUUUACGGCGAAAAGUUUAAGUGAUGCUAGGAAUAGUCUAUUAUUGAAAGAGAAAAGCAAAACUCAAGCUCAAACUAAAUCAGAUUCACCGAAGAGUAAAAGAAAAAGUGUUACGGAUAAAACAGCGAACGGCACAGCGCACGUAAUUGAAUAUCCUACUGUUGAAAGGAAAGGUAUGUUUUCAUGUUGUAGCAAAGAUAAGAAUAAAAGCGAUGAUAGUGAUGAAGCGGAUAAAGUAGGUCAAGUUGAGAAAUCGGAUUCCAUGCCAGAUGUUUGUGAAAUCAGGCCACCACCGAGAAGAAAAAAUGUCGAUAACAUUCAACCGCCUGAAAGACCUCCUAAAAAUCCUCCCCCACCAGCGCCGAGACCACGAUCUAAUUCUUUUACAUGUCCAAAUAAUGAGUUAACAGCUGUAGAAAUCCCAAACAAUCACUUCAGUACCUUAAACAACAGGAGACUCAACUAUAAAGUUGUCUGCGAAAUAAAUGAUCAAAUUCAGCCGCCACUCCCACCUAGAUUAGAACCUAAAGUUCUCUCCCCUCCGCCUCCAUUACUACUUCCACCUAAAAAGCCUCCUCUACCUCCCGUGCCGAGCAUCGAAGUUCUCCGAAUGAAGACAUCACAAAAACAAUCACCGAUUAGAGAGCAGCGGCUAGCUAGUAUCGGUUCGCCGCACUUCCAAAGAAACUUAAACUCGUACAGAAACUUAGAAAACGAGAGCCGACUAGAUGACGAGCAAAGCAUACGAUCCACGCCAAACUAUAGCUCGAUGACGCUUCAAAGCAGACACGUUCGAUCCAGCUCCGAAACUAAAAACACCAUCUUAAAAAACAACGAGAUGUCGACAGUUCUCUCAUUAUGUUCUCCUCAAAUGAAUCGUCGAUUCAGCAACCGUCCGGAUCUUUUAAACGGAGCGGCGGGGAACGAUUCGAAAACGUUCAGUCCGCCGACGGACAGGAAAUUCCGAGCGAGUCCAACUCCAAAAGUCCAGAACCACGUGCGGUUUAAAGAUGAUGUCGUGGAUGAUAUCCCCACUCCACCGUCGCCUCCAUUAGUGUUCCCCGAGGCUAACGGAGUGGUGGGGGCAGAAGCGUUGCUCUUAGCGGCCGAGGCGGCGGCGACGGGCUUGUUGUCGAGGCUGCACGCCGCCGCACAGAGGGCGCAACACCAACAUGCACACGGGGGAGGGGAGGACAUUGAUGAACUGAAGUUCCAGCGGGCACGAAGUGAAUUAACUUCCUGCGCCGUGACACUGGUGGGGACGUCCCGGACGUUGGUGGGGGCGCUGGGGGGCGCCGGGGCCGUGGCGCCCGCGCUGGCGGACUGCCUCACCCCUUUGCGGAGAUUGGCCGACCUUGCACAGGCCCUCGGCAGACACACGUCGUCCCCGCUGCAGACGCGCAACCUGAUCCUGCGCGUGCACGACGUGACGGCCGCCUUCAGGGAGCUGGCGGGCGCCGACGUGGCGCGCCUGCUGCGCGAGCCCGGCGCCGAGCGCGACCACAACUCCACUCUGGAGGGACAGCUCGCGCUGCGAGCCGAGUGCUUGGCGAACGUGCUGGCGACCCUGCUCAGGAGUUUGAGAGUUUUUUCGCCGUGAACAUGAAUGAGAAUUAAGGAGUGUAUUCACUAGCAUUAUUGUCACGCGAUUAUUAUUAUUGAUGCGUAUUGCGAUAUAAUUGAAAUUUUGUAAUCCGCCGCAUGGGGCGCGACGAAGUUUUUAUUUUGCCGUAGUUUUUUUUUCCGUCAGAUUUUGAUAAAAGUUUAUGAGCUUCUCCUUCUAGGCGGAAUAAAUACGAAAUCCUAUUUUGAAAUAAAAAUAUGCAUGUUAUUUUCCGCAUUACGUUUUCGUAACGAAGAUAAAGAAUUAUAAUUAUGUCGAAUUACAAAAAAAUAAAAAUCAACCCAUACGAUAGUGAUAAAAUAAGGGUCAAAGUGUCCAUGUAUCACAAACUUUAUAUAUUUUCAUUUUGAAAUUACGUAGGUACAAGUAAAAUAUAAUACUCGGAAAUGGUAUGGUUUUACUGUCGUCCGUUGUUCAGUAUGAUUGCCCUUUGGAAAAUAAUUUGGUCGAAAAAAUAAAACGGCCAUAGUUAUAAAGAUAAACUUUUUCUGAACACGGCGACCAUAGAUUUAAUUUGUUAUAAAGUUCCAAUAUGUAUAUUUUCCAUUCGUUAGUUAAGAUUUCUGUUAAAAUUAACCGUUACUAAAAAGAGACCAAAUAAAAUUAGGUACGUUGGUAUAAUUGUAGUUAGCGACACUUUGCGUUAAUUUUAGUUGUACUUUUGUAAAUUUUAACAUGUGUUAAUGUUUAUAUUUGUUGAUAGUAUAAUUUUCGUGUAGUUUUUAUCUUAAGUAACAUAUUAGGGUGUAAUUUACUUUUAAUUAUUGAGGUGCAGAGGCAAGCAUUAAUAUAUUGCGUAUAAUACACAAGAAAUGGUUUAACCAACAUUACGAUUUAAAAAAAAACUGUAUCAUAGAUAAUAAAAACCUCUUGCAUCUCUAUGCAAUGCACCCUCUUCUAUCGCUCUAUUAUUCCGUAGGCAGUGUUACCAUAAUAAAUACUAAGUUUACGUAUACAUAUCUAUUUACAUAAAGUGUUGUAUAUUUCUAUAGGUAAGGAAGUGUGAUCGGAUUUUAGGGUGCAAACUAUUGUGUAAUCAUAUUCAUAUCUCUUGAAUGUCUAAACUAAUCAUAUCUUGUAUCGUUUUUAAAACAAUAUUGAAUAAAUUUUUGCAUGCUUUUCUGUAUCUAGGUAUCUACUCGAAAUUGGCAUAAAAUUUCAGGGUUAAAAUAAAACAAAAGUUUUCUAAAAAGCUCUUAGCGUAGACAAUUUCAAUGUUUUUUUAUUUGAAAAUGCGUGCUUCCCGCGCUUUUGCAAACUACGGUGUUGCCAUAUGAGAGUUUCGUUAAAGUGAAUGUUGCCAGCGUUUUGAUAUCGCGAUGUGCUGAUAUUUAAAUAUUGGUGCUAUUUUUAAAUGUACGUUUUUGUAACAGAAUUGGUUGAAAUUUGCUUUAAACAGUCGACUGAGAGGUGAGAGCGCCAGUGAUUUGAAUUUCUAUUGAUUUAAGGCCGAACCACACCAGUGCAUAAUGCACUCCAACUCACUACGUAAAUACAUAUGCGGGUAUAAUCUUUGUAUUUAACCCUUUAACCCUCAUCGCCUUUUUAAAGUUAUAUAAUUCUGCAUAAGAAAUAAAUACAAAAAGACGACUCAAUAGAUGACGCCAUUACUGCCGUAUAAUAUCCAAGUGUACCCUAGAAAGGGUUAAUUUAUUAGCGGUCACAUCGCUUGCGUAGCCGUAUUUGGUGUGUAUUGGCCUUUAAGCUGCGCAAUGAUGCAACAUGAGCAAUAUUUAUACUGUAAGCCUGUUAAAGUACAAUUUUUUUUCACAUACCAAUUUUCGCGGUAACCAAAGACGAUUGUGUAUAUCCAGUUUUAUUUUCAUAUAUUUUAUAAAAACGUAUUAAUUUUUAUGUUUCGUUUUCUUUGGCUUUAAUUUUUUUUCCUAUUAGAUAACAGAUGAACCACUAGAUAAAAGUAUAUACUAGAGAUUCUUCUCUUAAAAUCUGAGCAACUUGAACACACACUUGUACAAAUAAUUGAAACCAAGUAUUCGGCUGUUAAGGUAUCACAUGAUAUGAAGGUUUGCAAAAUACCAAUGGAGUGCUAACGAACAAACUUUUAAAACCUUUGGUAAUUAUAUGUUUAACUUGAAUUGGGAAUUACAAAAUGAAUUAUUAAUAGUCCGCAGCAAGCUUCGGUUCUCCAUAAAUAGUACAUUACGAUAAAAGUGCGAAAAAUAGGAAAUUCGAAACGAGUGGCGAUAAAUUAAAACACGACCGAAGGGAGUGUUUUAAAUCGACACGAGUUGCGAAUUACCUAUUCGCACAUGUAUCGUACAACGGUUUACAGUACAUAUGGCUCUUUAAAUGUUCGACACAGUAACGUAAUAUGCUAAUUUUCGCACUAGUGCGGUAAAGUGGCACCAUGUGUACUGUAAACGUAGUUACGCUCUCAUUUUCAAACAACUACUUAGCUGGAUUGCUCUGAAACUUUGUACUUACAAUAGGAUAAGGUAUAUCUAUGCCUGUUAUUAGUUUAUGUAGUUACAGAUACCAUACUAAAAAAAACAGCGAAUUUAAGUUUUUCGUACAAAACUUGUAUUUGCUCUACAUAUUUCCAACUAGGGUACAAAUCAAAUUAUUUUAUGAUUUUUUUUAUUUGUUUUUUUAAGUAGUCACACUACUAUUAUAUCAAUUAUAAACUGAAAUAGGUGUCAUACCUACACUAAAGAAAAAGUGACCUGUUUGAGUUUGCUCUUUUUCAUUUGUUUUAUAAGCUGGAGCUAAUACAGGCAUAAAUAUACCCCAUGUCAUUGUAUGUGCAAAGUUUCAUAACAAUCCAACACUUAGAUUCAAAAUGAGAACGAAACUCCGUUUGUAAAUUAAAGGUUAGGAAAGCAUCUACAAUAUCAACAUAUUUUUUUUUUUUUUAAAGAAUAUCAACAUAUUAAUCGUUGUGUUAAGUUUUUGUUAAAUUAUUCUAAUGUUACACGAUAAUCUCAAUAUAAGAAAUAAAUUGUCAGAGUCGGGCCAAGCUAACUCCACGUGGCUUUUGCAAUGACAGAGUGCGGUCAUGUCAUAAUUAAUGUCGAAUUUAUAAUGACACCGCUUCACUUUGUUUUGUCUAAAUCGGUGCAAAGUUAGCUUAGACGAACUCUAACCCUUUUAACGUCCAUAUUGAUAAUAAUUUUUAUACCUAAAGCAAUGGUUUCCUAGGAAGCGAUGCCGUCAUAUAGCGGCCGUAAUACAGCGGUUGAAUGACAUCACUAGAAUGUUGUCUAUGCAAACAAAAUGGCGCGUUUCCUAGGGGGCGGUGAUUGAAGGAAUAUUUUUUUUGCGUCCGUAAUAUUGCGUCCGUAAUAUUACGGCCGUUAUAUGACGGCACCUAGGAAACCAGAGCUUAAGCGUUAAAAUAAUCUUCAUGCAAAUUGAAGCUCUUAAGAUAAUUCUCAGGUAAUUAGGCUCCUUGUCAACUGGUUUGACUUCUUAUCCUUUCUAAGAACCAACCAACGUAUGAUGGACGGAGUUAUCCACGUGAUUGAGAGUGAAAGAGACGGACACUCAUUAUCGCGUCGUCACGUCCAAGUUUAACCAUCAUAUCCAUGUGUGUGUUCAAGUUGCAAUCAAUCUAAUUAGACUCUACGUGUAUGCACGCAUGCAUAGAGCAUACUUGCAUAUGCGUGAGAGACGAAUGCUAUAUAUAAAGAACGGAAGAUAGACAAGGUAACAUUGUAUCACAAUAAUAUGAAACCAAUUUAUUUAUUGUUUAUAAUAACAUAAUGCAAUGCAUUUGAUGUAAUAAAUGAUAAAUUCAG
Cydia pomonella (codling moth) is the source of this 9324-nucleotide messenger RNA. RefSeq lists its product as uncharacterized. Gene Ontology annotation, biological process: signal transduction. NCBI's taxonomy places the organism in Eukaryota, Metazoa, Arthropoda, Insecta, Lepidoptera, Tortricidae. Gene Ontology annotation, molecular function: protein binding. The record is from RefSeq and is a predicted model, not a curated record. Gene Ontology annotation, cellular component: cytoskeleton. The transcript is spliced from 16 exons. Bases 563 to 5542 code for a protein of 1659 amino acids.